ACAACACUAUACAAUAAUAAGUUUCAAAGAAGAGUUUGCUUGUUCUAGCGUAGCUAUGAUAGCAAGUUGCAUAGCUAAAAGCAAUUAGAUACUAUUGUGGUGACAAAAAGUGGGCGUAGCUGGUCUGCUUUGUGCAUACUUGUUACCUUGUACAAAACAGGUCAAGCUACACGACUUUUACAAGAUGUUGUAUAAUCUACAAGCUAUUGUGACUUUGCUGUUGUUCGUAACAAGCUCGAUACAAGCUCAACAAGUACAAUUUGAUCAAGCAUCGUAUUUUGUCGGUUUCGAUGAAGAACAAUCAAACGGAACAACAGUUACAGAAAUCAGAGCUUCGUAUUUGAACUCUUUUGGACUGCCCCGAACUGAUGGCACGUUCUCAUUACCCACAACUGGAGAUGCACAAUUAUUCACCAUAGAAACCACGUCUGAUACGACCAUAUCCACGGGGAUAAUCAGAUCGAGAGCUGUGUUUGAUCGCGAUGCCGUCAAUGCACAAACACAAUUCAGCUUCAUGGCUACCUACACCACACCUGACGACACCAGUGCCUCCGCAUCCAUCAACGUGUUCAUACAAGAUGUGAAUGAUAACAGACCAACGUUUUCGAGCAAAAUUAAUCUCGUCUUACUCUUAGAAGACACGGUAGCUGGUACCACGUUCGUUACCAUCACUGCUACAGAUCCAGACCAGGUGCAGAGCGAAACAAACGUUAUUGAUAUUUCACCUGACGUUCAAGAUGAGGUGGAAGUCUUUACGAUCACAAACGGACGAAUUUUAUACAAUAUAACGUCUGGAAAUAGCCUAGGGCAUUUUGUGAUUGGCAGACAAAGUGGAAGUUUGUCUGUGAGUGAAAUGGUGGUGCUCGAUAUUGACGCUGUCGAUUUUUAUAACCUCACUGUUAUGGCAACGGAUGGCGGCGGGUUAAGCGAUGUAACCAUUGUGACUAUCGAAGUAGUGGAUGCCAACGACAAUGCUCCGCAGAUAUUGGGCCCUUUAGGGGUUAACCUGACUAUUCCAGAAGACACUCAACCUGGCUAUGUAAUUGUUGACCACAUAAAUGCAACGGACUUGGACCGUGGGGUCAACGCAGAGAUACGCUUCUCAAUAAUAUCCGGAGAUGUGACUGAUAGCUUUUCUAUAGAUGCCAUAUCUGGUCAUAUUGAAGUCUCCGCCCCCUUGGACCGAGAGGUGGGCAGCACCGUCCAGCUGACUGUACAGGCUCGGGAUCUGGGAAUACCACAGCCCAUGCAAAGCACUGUACAGGUUGUAGUCAAGUUGCUGGACAUCAACGACUAUACGCCCCAGUUCACUCAGACCUCCUACACAGUCUCUGUCAGCGAGAACCUGAGACCCCCUGCAUUGGUUACCACACUCGAAGCUAUCGACCUGGACGAGGGUCCAAAUGGAACUGUAUCAUACACCAUAUUGACAGGGGGUGAUGGAAGAUUCACGAUUGAUAACUCGACAGGGGAUAUUCAUGCGGUUGUUUCUCUAGAUCAUGAAGAAGUGAAUUUUUACGAACUUUUGGUGAGAGCAGUUGAUGCUCCUCUGAAUGAUUCUUACCAACUCUCAGCCGAGGUGAACGUCACUAUCCUCGUGGGGGACAUGAACGAUAAUGCUCCAGUGUUCCUUAGCCCCGCCUACAACACUAGUAUACUGGAUGAUCAAAAACGUCGCACAGAAAUUCUGCGAGUAAUUGCUACAGACGCUGAUGGUGGUUCAAACGGACAGAUAAGAUAUCUCAUUAGUACUCCCGAUCCGACCGAUUCUGAUGCUUUCCUAGUCAACGAAACAAAUGGUGUUAUUUACCGAGAACGAAUGAUCAUAUUUGAAAACCAAUCUGUGUAUAGCUUCACAGUCCAAGCUCGAGACGGCGGAUCCUUUCCUUUAGCCGAUGCAACCACUGUUACGAUAUACGUACACAAUGUUAACAAGAAUCCACCUGUGUUCAACCAAUCAGAAUACAACGUUACAGUCAUGGAAACCACAAAUGUUGGUACAGUAGUAUUGAAUGUCAGUGCAUAUGAUCCAGAUGUUGGCUUAAUUGGAGAAAUACAUUAUAGAAUUGUGAGUGAUUUCGAUACAGCUGGUUCCUUUGUAGUUGACCGAUUCUCCGGUGAAAUUUCUGUCAGCUCAAGGUUAAAUUUUGAUGUAAAAGCAUACGUUUUCUUUGUUGUUGAAGCUUACGACGGUGGAUUUCCAGAUCCGUUCACAGCUAGGGUCAACGUUACUGUGUACCUCACUGAGGAGAAUGAUGAGGCCCCUUCAAUUACAUUUCCCGACGGCUUUUCCCCAACAGUUCCUGAAAAUAACAGCCCCGGUUUUGAGGUGGUGUUUUUGUCACAGUACACCUUUGACCCUGACAUUGGUGUCGGGGGCGAAUUUACUUUUCGUUUAGUUGAAAUUUUCGAUGAAUUUUCUCAGAAUGAUUCAUUUUCUUUCAACGAGACCACUGGACUGAUUACAAGUUUAAGAACAUUUGAUCGUGAGCUACAACCUGGUGGUAUUAUUAUUGCUAUAGAAACUAUUGAUUUCGGUAUACCACAGCAAUCGAAAAUCACCAACAUCACGAUAGUGAUUGGAGAUCGAAACGAUAACCCACCCUAUUUUGAAUAUAAUGCAACGGCUGAAGUGUACGAGUUUAUGCCCCCAGGCACACAAGUACCGCUCAACUACACUGCCCUCGAUGAUGACAUCGGAAUAAACGCCAGGUUGGAAUAUGGAAUAUUCGAUGGAGUUGGAGCUGAAAGAUUUACAAUUGAUUCUGUUUCUGGUAUCAUUUCCACAACUGAAGUGUUGAACAAAACUGAGCAGCUCUUCUAUAACCUAACCAUCAUCGCUAUGGACCAGGGCGUCCCACAAAUGUUUGGUUUUGGUUUUGUUGUUUUUGAAGUUAUUGACGCAAACGAUCAAAUUCCGAUAUUUUCUGAGUCUGUGUACAAUGUUAGUCUGCCUGAGAAUUUGCCAAAUGGUAUCUUAGUAACGCAAGUCAAUGCUUCUGAUUCUGAUGUCGGUACUAAUGCCAACUUGGAAUAUUUCAUUUCGGAAAAUUCAACCAGUUUUAAACUGUUUGCAAUAAACACUACAUCUGGUGAAAUAUUUUCAAAUGUCGAAUUUGAUCGCGAGAAUGUGAGUGUAAUUUAUGUCGAGGUAGUUGCUAUUGACAACGGCCUUGUUCCCCUUACCGGAAGUGCAACUGUCCGAGUGUACAUACAAGACGUUAAUGACAACACCCCAUUGUUUAACAGGACUCUCUAUUCAGCAAAUGUAACUGAAAAUGCUCCCAAUGAAACUGUCAUAGCAACUGUACUUGCUCUUGAUGCUGAUGCAGAGAGCCCGAACAACCAAAUCACUUAUAGUCUAUUCGGAGAAAGAAGUGAUAUCUUUAUCGUCGAUUCUUCCACUGGUAAUGUCCUCGUAGCAGGAGAGGUUGAUUGGGAGCUAGGAGAACAAUUUACCGUUACUGUCAUAGCAACGGACGGGGGAUCUCCGUCACGAACAGACACGGCCGAGUUAACGAUACGUAUUGAGGAUAUUAACGAUGUAGCCCCGUUAUUUGUUCCAGGCUCGCUAAAUCUAUCGAUAUUUGAGAAUACUCUGCCUGGAAAUACGUCAGUGGUGGGUUAUGUGCAAGCAGUGGAUGCGGAUAGUCCCGGUAAUAACUCACUUGUCACUUAUUCCAUACUAAUGGAUUUCACUAGCGGAAGAUUUGAACUUGAUUCAGAAACUGGUCUCGUUACAUUUGUUCAACACAGUCUGGACAGAGAGGUCCGUGAUCUUUACGACAUUUUAAUUCGUGCGAGUGACCAUGGCAACCCACGAUUGCACACAGAUGCUACACUCUUUAUUAGUGUGACAGACUCUAAUGAAUUUAGUCCCGUAUUCGACAGUGCUGUGUACAGUGGGCAGGUUGCAGAGAGAGCUGUUGUGGGCACAUCCAUUCUCACAGUACUAGCCACUGAUAUUGAUAUCGAUCUAAACGGUGAACUGCGCUAUUCAAUUCUUGACUCCACAUUCGAGAGCCUGUUUCAAGUUAAUGCAACGACUGGUGUUAUAACUACGGCGAGUGAAGUAUUUGAUUUCGAGUCUGAGACUGACUACAGGUUUCAAGUGGGUGUAACUGAUUUAGGUUCCCCUGUGCAGUUAAAUGAUACUACUCUUGUCCUGAUCACAAUACUGGACUCCAAUGACAACAGCCCCAUCUUUCAGCAGGAUAUAUACUCGGCUACUAUCCGUGAGAAUCUUGCCUCAGGCACUACCGUCUUGCAAGUACUUGCUACGGACGUCGACUCUACUACUAAUGAGGAAAUUGAAUACACACUCCCGCCAAGAGUCAGUGAUUAUUUCGGCGUAGACCCCCUCACGGGGGUGCUGUACACCAGACAAUUUAUCGAUCGUGAGGUUACCCCUGAGUUCAGCUUCUUAGUUACUGCCAAUAAUUCGAAAGCAGCUGACCCACUGUACUCAACUGUGAAUAUUUUCAUCAAUGUGUCUGAUUUGAACGACAUGCAUCCCACGUUCGAGCCAGUAAUUAACAUCUAUGUGUUGGAGAACACUACCAUCGGCAGUACUGUCUUCAUUCUGAAUCCUGAAGAUGGAGACCAAGGAAGAAAUGGAACAAUAACUUUCACUGUUACGCAGGAAAACGCGUUCUUUGGUUUUGAUGAUACGUCAGGUGACAUUUCUCUUAUCAGAGAGCUCGAUUUUGAGAUACAAGAAUUCUACAUUCUAACGGUAAUGGCUACUGAUUCAGGGUCGCCAAGUUUGAGUAACUAUACCAACGUGUUGAUACAUGUCCUUGACGUUAAUGACAAUUUUCCUCAGUUCUUCGCUAAUAUCUCCACAACAAUAAGUUUUGCAGCUGACGUCGGCUCAUUUGUGGCAAAUUGUGAAGCGUAUGAUAUUGAUAGUUCAACUAAUGCAGAACUUGUUUUUACCAUCCUAGCUGGCAACGAAUUGGGACUUUUUGAACUAGCUUCUGACAGUGAGGGUAUUCUAAUUACUGCUGCCUCUCUGUCUAGUUUGACUGAGUCUGAUACUGUUGUGCUGGUGUUGGGUGUCUCGAAUCCUGGACUAAAUGGAUACAAUGCCAGUGUCAGUAUUUUCAUCGAUGAAGGGCAAGUAACUUCACCUCGAUUUGCAAGCCAAAAUUUCACAGCCUCUCUGCCAGAGAAUACCAUAGUGGGUGAUACCGUGUUCGACUUUACAGGGCUAUCAAAUGUCGAUAUCUUUUCACUCAGCCCUGAGUUUGCUAGUCGUUUCAGUAUUGACACUGCAAGCGGUGUUAUCACUCUUAGAUCUCCAUUAGAUUACGAAUCACAGCGUCUCUACCAGCUGACUGUUGAAGGAACAAUAAGCGGACAGACUACCACGGCCUAUACAGUACUGACUAUUGAAGUAACUGAUGUAAAUGAACACCCUCCACAGUUUAUAGCAAGUUCUUUUUUCAUUGCUCUUUCUGAAACUGCACCCAUUCUAGAGCCGUUUUUUGUCGCUAUAGCAACUGACGAGGACGGAGCGCUCCCUGCCACUGUCAUUACGUAUUCUAUUACAACCCUUGACUCAACUGUGCAAUCGCAUUUUGGCAUCAACCCACAAACUGGUGGUUUGUUUCUCCGGACUAACCUCGAUUAUGAAUUUGGUAUACGUGAGUUUAAUUUCACAAUAUCUGCUGCAAAUGAUUUUUUGUCAAGUUUUAGUGAAGCUAAUGUAAGUAUUGCCGUGCUUAAUGGAAACACUUUCUCUCCCGUUUUCACCCAAACUCGCUUCGUUUUGACAUUUGAUGAGAACAUCGAUGCUGGCCUAAACUUUCUCAACGUUAGUGCGACUGAUCAAGACGAAGGUUCCCAUGGCGAUAUCACAUAUGGAUUGCAUGGUAACCAUGACUACUUUGACUUCAGAAUCGACACAUUCACUGGCCAAAUAUUCAUCAACAAUCCGCUGGAUUAUGAGAGACACUCAUUCUACACUCUUGAAGUGAUUGCCGGGGAUGGAGGAAAUCCAGGCAGAACUGGAACCGCAAUAGUGCAAGUCUCAAUCGGAGACUUAAACGACAACAGUCCAGUGUGGGAAUCAGCUCAAUACGCUGUAAUUGUAUCUGAGAAUGUGACUGUGGGUACGGAACUGAUUAACGUUAUGGCAAUGGACGCAGAUCAAGUUCAACGAGACGAGAAUGGGAACGUGGACGUUGAUAAUGGGUUGGUGGCGUACAGUAUUGUUGAUGGCGAUCCGAUUGGUAAUUUCCACAUCACCGUGGAUACAGGAGUAGUAUCGGUUGCGACUCUACUCAACCGUGAACAGAUACAAGUGUACAACCUAACGCUGAGAGCUACAGACGGUGGAGGGCGAUUGGCCGAAGCCUUUCUUCACAUAACUCUAACAGAUGUGAAUGAUCAGGUACCAGCUUUCACUGAAAGCCCCUACAUUGUAGGUUUGCCGGAAAAUUCCUCGUAUAGUGUGUUUGUACUUACAGUGGUUGCUAUAGAUACAGACCUCAGGGAGAGCUCUGAACUAACGUACCAUUUUAACGGCUCCUCUAGUGAUGUGUUUGUGGAUGGCACUGGCACGUUUUAUCUCAACGAUACAACUGGUGAUAUUUUCCUAAUCUCAACCGUUGAUCGAGAGGAGCAAGAUACAUAUACACUCAUUGUUGAAGCCAUAGACAUGGGGACCACGCCCCUAACAGGGGUUGUCGAGGUCAUUAUUCAAAUUAUUGACAUAAACGAGUUUGCCCCUGCUUUUACAUCAGCUAAUUACAAUGGCAGUGUGUUCGAGAACGAACCGACGGGUACAAGUGUGUUACAAGUGUUCACUACCGACCAGGACUUUGGCGAAAACAGCACUGUGCUAUAUUCUAUUGUUAGCGGAAAUUAUAGUGAGUUGUUUAAUAUCGUACCCGACUCUGGCGUGAUUGAAGUGGCUGGUGACAUUGAUUACGAGUUCGUACAGGAGGUCAGCCUUAUUGUUAUGGCAACUGACACUGGGCCGAUUGAAACCAGACUAUCCAGUCAAGUGAAUGUAACGAUUUAUAUCAAAGAUCGCAAUGAUAAUGCACCCCAGCUGCAAGAGAGGUAUACCGUAUUUAUCUCUGAAGAUUCCUUGCUGAGGGACCUAGUACUGGUUGUCAUGGCUAUUGACGAAGACUCAGGAGUCAACGCUUUAUUGAACUAUUCCAUAGACCCCUUGGGUGAUACUGAAGUCGAGACUACCUUUGUAAUUGAUUCAUCAAACGGUUCGAUUGAUUUAAGCGGUGCUUUAGAUAGAGAAACCAUUUCUAGCUAUUUCUUUCUGGUGAAUGUUAGUGAUGGAGGUGUCCCUACACUGCAAGAUAGUUCUCCUGUGACUGUACAUGUGAUAGACGUCAAUGACAACGUACCUCAGUUUACAGCUGCCUUUUUUGAGGGUUCUCUCCCCGAGAAUUUACAAAACAACACCCCAAUAGUGACUGUGGAAGCGACAGAUAUUGACAGUGGAGCAAACGCUGAUAUACGGUUUUCAAUUGUCAGCCAAGUUUGGAACCGGUCCGAGUGUAUUGAAGUUUGCGGCAGCCAAUUAUUUUGCAAUUCUGUUCUCCCUAGCAAUAUCUCAUCUGACAUACCAUUCUCCAUUGAUUCCCGAACUGGAUUGGUCUUGUCCAAUAGAUCUCUCGACAGAGAAGAGCGGGCCAACUAUGUGCUCAUUGUUCAGGCCAGGGACUCCCCUCUCAACCAAACACAACUGAGCAGCACCACUUGUGUGACUAUUGACGUACUUGACCGGAAUGAUGAGGUGCCUAUGUUCUCUCUUGAAACAUACCAAGUGGGGAUAUCAGAAUCUUCUCCAAUGGGAGAGAGUGUCAUACAAGUAGCCGUUGAAGAUCGAGAUGUCGGGAAUAAUUCUAAGAUAACUUUUGAGUUGCGUACAGAGACUGGAAGUUUCACCAUUGAUCCCACUACAGGCGUUAUCAGAACUCUGAUUGGUGGCUUUGAUCGAGAGAUGAGAGAUGAGUAUCGUUUAAUGGUCGUAGCUCGCGAUAGAGGCACACCUUCUCUCUCUAGUUCCGCUAUUGUUGUGGUUACUAUCUUGGACGAAAAUGAUUCACCACCGGAAUUUUCACAGACUGUGUACUCGGCAACUGUAUUCGAGAAUUUACCCUCAGGCAGUUUUGUGUUUCAAGCAGCGGCCUUCGAUGCAGAUAUUGGCAAUAAUGCUGAACUGUCUUACUCUAUAGUAUCAAUAUCUCCCUCUGUGGGUCAUUUUGUGAUUGAUUCGAUCAGUGGUAAUUUAACUACCACACAACCACUCGACCGUGAAAAUAUUGAGAGUUAUAGCAUUGCGGUGAUGGCUAGAGACAAUGGAACAGUGUCACUUAGCGAUACUACCAUUAUAAAUAUAAUGGUGCUUGACGAAAAUGAUCUUCCUCCUUUUUUUAUCAACCUCCCAUUCACUGCUACCAUCAACGAAAAUAUGGUAUCACUCUUACAACCAUUGUUGAUUGUCACGGCAACUGAUAAUGAUCUGGGUACUAACGCUAAUAUCUACUUUACUCUGGAAUCUGUAACACCCCCCACUAAUGCAUUUGAAGUGAACAGAACGAGUGGUGAAAUCUUUGUUGCCUCUGAACUCGAUGCUGAGUAUGCACUUAACUAUACCAUCACUGUUAAUGCUAGCAAUGGACAAGCACUGCCGUACCAGAGUUCAAAGGUCGCCAUAGACAUACAAGUGACUGAUUUGAAUGACGAAGCACCAUACUUUGAGCAAAGUGACUAUGUAACUCCUCUAUUGGAAGCCACACCUAUCGGUGGUGACGCCAUAGCGCUGAGAGCCUUUGACGAUGAUGCAACUAUCGCUAAUUCAGAGCUGAGCUUCGAUAUUUCCGGUGGUCAAAACAGAUCGCUGUUUGGCGUUAAUGUAACUACUGGUCUAGUAUAUGUUGCCGGAAUCCUGGACAGGGAAACUGAAGCUAUUCAUGUCCUAGAGAUAACAGUAUCAGAUAAUGGAUCUCCUAAACUGAAUGCAACUGCAACCCUGACGAUUAUCUUACAAGACUUUAAUGACAAUCCACCUAUCUUUGACCAAACCUCCUAUUCAUUUAGAAUCAACGAAAACGUACCUUUGUCGACGCUAAUAGGAAGUGUGAGAGCUACUGAUUUGGAUAUUCAGAAUAUUUCUUAUUCACUCACGAACACUAGCUUCUUUGUAAUCAACUCCACGUCUGGUGAAAUAUUCUCUUCAUUUGUACUGGAUAGGGAGGAGCAGGAAGUGUAUAGCUUUGUUGCUGUAGCAACUGAUGAGGGUGGUGUGCUCCAACGCAGUACUGAGGUUAUAGUUAACGUUACCCUCUUAGAUUUGAAUGAUGUCGCUCCAUUGUUUCAAGAAUCUCCAUACACAAUAUCAUUGCUCGAAAACACGACAGUUGGAACAGUUUUAUUAACAGUAGAGGCUGUUGAUGCAGAUCUGAACGAGAAUAGCGUGCUCCAAUACACGCUGUUGCCUGGAAACGAUUCUUCGUUCUUUUCCAUAAAUGCAACUAAUGGUGAAGUGUUGCUAGACGCUGGACUCGAUAGAGAACGACAAGACAAGUUUGUGAUCUACAUAACGGCCACUGAUCGAGGUGUACCGUCGCUAAUGGGUAUGGCAACAGUUCAAAUAAGUAUCCUUGACAACAACGAUAAUGUGCCUGUGCUGAACUCAACCAAAUACAUAAUGAGCCUACCUGAAGAUGCAGCUGUUGGUACGUUGAUACUUGUUAUCGGAGCAACAGACAGAGACAUUGAUGAAAAUGCAAACAUCACUUUCACGAUCUCUGAUAACUUCAAUGGUAUAUUCAGUAUUGGAGAGCAAAGUGGAAUACUACUAUUAAUGGGUGCCCUCGACUACGAGCUGGUGAGGAGUUAUAGUUUCUUUGUGAUAGCUACCGAUGGCGGACAAGAGCCUCUUUCAAACACGUCUCAAGUGUAUGUUGAAGUUCUCGAUUUGAACGAUAAUCCACCGUUAUUUGAUGCCGAAUUGUAUCGGAUUUCCAUUCCUGAAAAUUCCAUUCUCAGUACUUCAGUGUUUCAGAUUCCAGCAACUGAUGCAGACGCAACCACUAACUCAGAGCUUCGAUACACCAUUCUCUCCGGGAAUCUUGGUGGCGUUUUUGCCGUCAAUGAAAUAUUUGGACUGAUAACAACUUCUGAUUAUUUGGAUCGCGAGGUUACACCAUCUUAUACACUUGGUGUGCGUGUCGUUGAUUUGGGAACGCCACAGUUUACGGCAACAGCGGUUGUCGAGGUUACAGUACAAGAUGUGAAUGAUAACCCACCCCGGUUUGAGUAUAGAACAUACUCAAUUUCAAUUCCAGAAUCAAUCGAAAUUGGCUCUGAAAUUCUCUCCGUAAGUGCAUCAGAUUUGGACAUUGAUCUCAACGCAAACCUGACCUAUUUAAUAGUUGAAGGAAGCACAAACAAUGCAUUUGAUCUCGACCUAUUCUCUGGUAUCAUCACUCCUACACAGGCCCUCGAUUUUGAGGCCAUUCCAUCUUACACCCUCACGCUAAUGGUCUCAGAUAAUGGCCUCCCCUCCCCCCUCACGGACACUGCUAUCGUCCUCAUCUCCCUCAGUGAUAUCAAUGAGGCUCCACCCACUUUUACUAGCCCCUCGUACUCUGUGGACGUUGCACAGAAUGCUGUGGUAGGCACUCCUAUUGGAUAUUUCAUUGCCAAUGACAACGAUUCAAACUCUUUGAUUGAGUACAGAUUGAGUGGCGGUGAUGGUUACUUUAAUGUGGAUGAGCUGGAAGGCACUGUAUAUGUCAGUAAUCCCUUGGAUAAUAAUGGUAGUGGUAUACUGACACUGGAAGCUAUCAACGGAGAUUAUGUGACUAAUGUGACUAUUCAUGUGACUGUGGUGCCAUUGUCUGAUGCUAUCACUGUACCACUCUUCAGUCAACCAGCUUUUUUGUUUGAGGUUGCUGAAUCAGUUGAUAUCGGAUCGAUUGUUGGAUUUGUUAGCGAUAAUAGCUUUGAAAUUGUUGGUGGCUCUGAACUAUUUAAUGUAAAUGAGAAUGGAAGCAUUAUUCUGAUUGGUCGCCUGGACUAUGAAGCGACACCCAUAUAUGUAUUCAACAUCGAAACAAGCGUUGCACCAUCGAUAUUUGCAAUAGUCACUGUCAGGGUACUGGAUGAGAAUGACAAUGCCCCAGUGUUUGAAAGUGCAGUGUACACCAUUGUAGUAUCUGAGCUUGUUGAGCUAGAGACCACCUUGCUAGUGCUACGAGCUUUUGAUAGGGAUUCUAAUGGAGUGAACAGCCAACUAGAAAUAUCACUACUGGAAAUUGGAAAUGAAAGAGAGAACUUUGCUAUUGAUCCGAUAACUGAUGAUUUGGUAGUGGUCAAUCUGUUAGAUUAUGAGGAGCAGAGGUUGCACAAUCUCACCGUUAUAGCAACCAAUCACCUAGCAACCCCUACGCUAUCUAGUACAGCUCAAAUUAUUGUACAGGUCACGGACAGCAAUGACAACGACCCAAUUUUUAGUGAGAACUUCUAUCGAGUGCAGAUAUUGGCGUCAACUCCUGUUGGAACUGAAAUCUUGAUACUGGAAGCUGAAGAUGCUGACUCAGGAUCCAAUGCCGAGCUUGUAUUCUCUAUCACUCACCUAAGCACUCCGCUGUCGUUUGUCGUAAACACCACUUCAGGCACUCUAGUGACGAACACGACAUUCAACCUCACUCAGGGCGUUACAUCAUCAUAUGUCAUCUCGGGUUUAGUCUCGGAUAGGGGAAAUCCCCAACCACGGAGCGACACUACAACAAUAUUCAUUGAUGUGACUGCUGAUAACAUGUUUCCCCCCCUCUUCUCACAGCCUACUGGCUAUUACGUUGAGAUACCGGAAACCGUUUCCAGUGGUUACAGAGUUGCAGAUAUCUCAGCUGUUGAUCCUGAUGACCCCUCGGCAAUGAUACAGUUCUGCAUUGAGUCUGGAGAUACUAGAGAAAUGUUUGCAAUUGACCCCUCGACAGGCCUGAUUGAGUUGUCUACCUCUCUUGAUUUUCUUGAGCAAUCUUUUUACUCGCUGACAGUAUCAGCUACUGAUUUUGGAUCACCCCCCAGAAAAAGUUGUGCGGGGGUUAAUAUUAGCGUCAUUGACAUCAAUAAUCACAACCCCCAGUUUACGGAGUCGUCUUACACAGUUGUUGUGAUUGAAAAUGUAACGAUCGGUUCAUUUCUGAUACAGACAGAAGCUACUGACCCGGAUACAGUCAAUAUCACUUAUCAGAUUACGGUCAACGUGCAAAACAAUGGUAUCCCGUUAUUCAGGAUUAAUUCUACAACUGGUGAGGUAUUUACAGCUGCCAUCAUUGACAGGGAAUUUGCUGAUGUCAUUGAGAUUCUCGUCUCUGCCAUUGACUCUGGCUACGCUGUUCAGCGCUCACAAAGCAUACCUGUUAGAAUUAUCGUUCAAGAUCUUAACGACAAUCCACCUGUUUUUCGCCAGUCCAAUUACUCGUUCCCAGUGGUGAGACUCCUCGGACAAGACCAAACUGUUGGCAUGACGAUAGCGACAGAUGCUGAUAUUGUAGGCGAAGAAAUAAUGUAUUCUAUUGACAGUGACACUAGUGGCGGGCUGUUUAGUAUUGACAGGAACACUAGUCGGAUUACAACCGCAGCAGUUACCCCGGAGACGGCCGCACUUCCUGGAUACCAGCUUGUGGUGACGGCUUUUGAUGGCAUAUACAGUACGAAUGUGACUGUACUAUUGAAAAUUGUCGAUGACGGUCAGUUUUGUAACAGCGAUGGAUUCUGUACUGUUGUAAGAGAAGUGAACUGCACAUUUGACAUCUUCCCCCACAUCGAAUGCAAUCCCUUCUGCUUGGGACAAUAUGCGCUCUCUCCACAACGUAGAGUCUGUCUCUCUCACUAUUGUCUAGAUACUGGCCUUGUCCCCUGUGUUGCCAUGGAGACCUGCUUACCUACGAACCGAGCAUGUGCAGGAGUUUGCCCUGAAGAUAUGUCCGUUUGUCCUACCACCGAUAUAUGUCAUGUGAUAUCACUCACCGAGUCAUGUGAUCAAACCAACGAAACGUGCCUAACUGGACAGGCUCUGAUUCAAAGAAGUGAUAAUUCGAGGUACUGUGAGAUCGCAAGCAACUUGACUCAAAACUGUACCAGCGAAGGCGUUGUAUUUUGUGAAGCACUAAAUGAAUGCCAUGUACUAACGGAACCCGAUCUUUGUCAAGCGUGUCCCGGUGACCUGGUACUGUGCGCUGAUACGAGCGAAUGUGUGAACGACUCUGUCAGGUGUUGUGGUACAGAUGGCUACUAUUGUGAUAUACUCGAUCGAUGCCUGGAGGCUAGUGCAAGGUGUGAGCUUCCGAACAUUGCACCUGUAGCCAAUUAUCCUCUCAUUUACCUCGAAACUGUUGAAGAUUUUUCACUGGAUAGGACCAACGAUGGUUUUGUGGUGUCAUUGUUGCUUGGAAACUUCACACAACCAGCUGUAGAUGCUCAAGGAGAACUGCUUAGUGUGGCCAUAGUGCAGACCUCUAGUGUACAAGACUCAUACGGAGAAUGGCAGUAUGCGCUUUGUGGAGAUUUACCAUCUGAUAUUACUGGAGUAUGCUCCAAUAUGUCGACCAGCUGGACACCUAUCGAUGCUGGAGUGUUGUCGGAGAGUAAUGCUCUUGUGUUACCAAGCAACGCUAUAGUGAGGUUUGUGAGGAGAGCUAUAGAAUUGGACGGUGCUAUUUGGUUGAGAGUUAAACUAUGGGAUGGAAAUGUUGACGAAUUUAUCAGUCCCACAUCUGAUCUUGUACGCUUGCACACUCCUAGUUACGAGAGUACACUGCCUUACACUCCAACCAGUGCCUACAGUGAAAACACUACACUCCUUGUAAUUGUUAUUCUACCACUUAUAACAAGACCUGUGUUCAACACACAAGCAUCUUUGCAGCUGUCAAGCAUCCAAGAAGACGUUGUAUUUGCUGAUAACCUUGGCAACCAACUCUUCGAUAUCGUAUUAUCAGUAGACAUUCCUAACUUUAAACAACUAGCUGAAGACCGAAUAGAAGGAUUUGAAGACAUCGUCUCACAAGAUUUUUCUGAGGAGUUGUUACCUAGCAGCGUAAGAGAAGCGUACUACGAACAGGUGACUCUCGUUAACCCUACCAGGAGAGAAAGAAUAGAAUCUUUGCAGCGUGGACAAAAUCCUGGAGUUGCGAUUUCUCUGCCUUCUGAAGCCGCUGGUGUAUGGCAGGUGUCGAGUACAGGAGAUGCAAAAACAUUUGUUAAUUUGAGAUCUGUACUGACUAACGCUGACAGUGGAGAUAUAUUGUUGCUAGGGACAAUGGCUAGGCUCAGAUUUUUGCCAGCUGUAGAGUUUUGUGGUCCUGAACAUAUUUUGGCUCGCCCAUGGGACGGCUAUUGGAAUCAAUCCUUCCCUCUAGAGAAUGGUUUCCUCGUAGUAGCCGCACCUGAUGUGAAUUCAUCUACACCUGCUCUGUCAACUACGAACCUUAACGAGUGGGAGAGGGUGGAAGUCAAUGUGAUUUGUAUGCAAGACAAACCGGUUUUACUGGAUGAUCGGGUUCUACUCGACCCAAUCCCCUAUCACUUAGCGUACCGUUACGAGCGUAUCUUCACCUUGGUUGUUGACAGAGAAGUAUCCGAUAUGAGAACUGAGAGGAAUAGAUUAUCUGAUUUCCUGCUACUCACUCUUGAAGUGGCAGUGGAUAUAAAGAAAAUAUCACCACUUGUGGAAAACAGGGCGUCUGUGAGUUUCUCUGUGGAGGGAGAUGUACAACCAUUUAAUGAAGUUACUGCAUUGGUUCAGAAUGUGAACGCUACUCUCUCUCUAUUGGGCUUCCCUGUCUUAGACAUCCUGCAAGAUGUGUCUUAUGGCCCUGGGGCUGGUUGCCAUGGAGAUCAACCACAGCAUUAUCACGGUGUUCAUGUUAACACAUUUUUCUCUCGUUUCACGUAUGAUGGAGACAGCAAUUUUGUGGGCGUGGCUGUAGUCGCUAUGGACACAGAUACGCAAGGGGUCUGGCAAUACCAUCGUGGUAACUGGAACAGCAGCGAAAAUAAUUACGACCCUCUCUCAAAUGUUUGGAUAGACUUUCCAUCUCCUAAUCAACUUGAGCUCUCAGACACUCGAGCACUUCUUCUCCGUAGCAACGAUCGAUUAAGAUACAUUUCCUACCCCGGUGUAUUCUGGGAUAACAUGACUGCCCCUUCAAUUAGUGUUAGAAUAUGGGAUGGAUCUGUAGAAGGCAUAGCCCCCAGCGGUGAAAUAUUGACGUAUAACAUUAAUACUAACCCCACUGUCGACACUAUACAGUCAUUGCUGUACCCCCAGGGAAGAUUCAGUGAUAAUGUUCUUGUUGUCGAGGCUGCUAGAUUUGGUUGUGACGGACAAAUUAACUCUGGGCUUGUACAUGACGCUUGCUGUGUGUGUGGUGGAGGUGGUGACUCGUGUGACGGUUGUGAUGGUGUGACAGGAAGCAACGCAGUCUAUGAUGCAUGUGAUGAGUGCGGGACAACAACAGUAUCAACGGAAUCUACCUGUCUAGGAUGCGAUUACAUUCCAUUCUCUGAAACUGUAUCUGGAGAGUGCACUGAGUGUGUUAGCGCUAUCUCUAUACCUACAGAUACCCCAAGAGAUGGUUUUCUAUUCCUGGAUCCUGUAUUUGUGGACUGCAAUGGAGAUUGCUAUGGCGAUGCCGUAAUGGACAGCUGUGAUGUCUGCUCAGGAGGGAACACUCAACACCAACCAAACUCUGACAUUGACUGUGCUGGAGUGUGUUUCGGUGAGGCCGUCAUUGACGACUGUGGUGACUGCACUGGCCCGGGAAGUACCUUCCAAUUCAACCGCAAUAUGGACUGCACAGGUGUGUGCAAUGGACCGUUUAUCACUGACAGCUGUGGAGUGUGCCAACUAACCAAUGAGAACGGUGUGAUCGUCGAGAACAGAGACUGCACUGGUGUAUGCUAUGGUACGGCUACAAUGGAUUCCUGCGACCUGUGUGUGGGCGGAGGCACUAACCUUACAGCUGGUUACUCGAUGGACGAAUGUGGAGUGUGUGGAGGUGACGACAGCUCGUGUGUGGGGUGUGAUGGGGGUGUGGCUAGUGGACAAACGAUUGACUCUUGUGGAGAAUGUGGUGGUAAUAACUGCGGCUGUUUCCAACUGGACACCGUUACUCCUAACAGGGGACCUCGGUCUGGCGGUACAGAAGUUAUUGUUCGAGGAGCAGGCUUAUUUCUAAACGAUACCGAACUAUUGCAGUUUGAAUUUGACCGAAACUCAUCGAACUGUGGAGCUCCGUACACGUUUCAUAAUGUUGUUGGUCGUUUUGUACGAAUAACUUGUCACUUUCAGUCACCUGACUUAGAGCAACAGCAACCGGUAUUUGCAAUUCCCAUUGACCAGUCGACAGUGCGCUGCAUUACAGGACCGACCAUCCAGAACCAAAUCUACAUCCGGGAAUUUUCAGUCCAGGUCCAAAUUGAAAAUGGUCCUUUCUCAAAUCCGAUUCCGUUUUUCUACGACGACUAUAGCGAUGUUACCAUAGACUCUAUAGCACCCCCUCAUAUUGAGACGAACAUUGAGGGUGUGGUGUCCUUUAUCGGCUCAAACUUUCUCAACACCACAUUUCAAGAAUGCUUUUUUUACAACUUUGAACAGUGCCUUAACAGCCAAAGCUCACAAAACCCGCUGUCUAUACCAGCCACCUUCAUCAGUGAGUCAGAGAUAUCCUGCCAGCUGCCCCCAGCCGAUAUCCCCUGUCAGGUGACACUGAGGCUCUCAUUGGACGGACAGGAGUCUGGGAUCAUUGAUACAUCUGCUACGAUUUUUACCUAUCGAUACAGCGCUCCAAUAGUGAACUCCGUGCAUUUUUCCACUGAUUUAUCCACCCUACUUAUUGAGUUUGAUAGACAGGUUGAACUAGCACCCAUUUUUAGUUUGAGAUGCUCGGAGAUUCUGACACUUGAUACUCUCUCUUUGGUUGGUGGUCGAAAUGCUGAUUGUAACUGGGCUGAUAGUAGCCAACGGCAACUUGUUAUCUCUCUUCCACGCUCCGCUAGUAUAACAGUCAAUUCUCCUACUUCAUUUGCCGAGAAUAUUUUACUAAGUAGAGGUCAACUAUAUUCCUUUGCAGUUGAGAGUACACCAUCUCUUGUUGACCAAGUCCGAAAUAUAGUUCGCCCUCAAGCCGUAUUAAACGGGCCACUUUCCAUUCCAGCUUGUGGCCCCGUCACAUUCUCAGGAAUCAAUUCCCAGUUUCCGGGAUAUGGUGGUCUAGAAUACUACUGGGCUAUUCGCGUUCAAGACAGCACACUAACCAACUAUUCUGAUAUCGUCACCUCAAUUGAAUCCUUCGGCAUUCGCUCGCCUGCGAUCACACUUGAUUCUGAUCUUUUCCUACCUCAAACAGAAUACUAUCUGCAGCUGUAUGUGAUUAAUUCAAUUGGACUUGAAAGUGAAACUGAAAGUGUUCUGCUUCUCAAAGAUAACGAGCCAAGCUCGUUUGUGUACAUCGAUGCAAACAAGAUACUGAGAGCUGGUGAAGAUUUGAUUGUGCAAAGCAUUGUGACCACACCUCAAUGUUCUAAUGAACCUCAGGCAUUUGAUUAUGUGUGGACACUGAUAAAAAUUAUCGAUAAAAGACGUGGUAUCACCUCUGAAGUCGACCUCUCGUCUUUGAAAACCUCCUCUCCCAUGAUUAUCAUACCAGAAACUUACCUUGAGCAAAAUACUAACUACACAUUAUCAGUACGAGUUAUCAUCGGUGAUAGCUCCGUGUCUGUCCGAGAAGACGUGGGUGUGUCUAUUUUACGGCAAUUCCUACAAGCUGGAGUCGAAAGUGGUGAUCGAAUGGUGUCACAAAGCCGAGAUAUUGUGCUGAAUGGUCGAAACUCUAUUCAAGAUCCUUCUGUUAGUUUCUCGUGGAGUUGUCAGGUGGUUGGGUCUUUGGAUGCUUGCUAUAAUCGUUCCCAAACUGGACUCAUUCCCAUUCCAAUAUCCCUUCCAAGAACAGAGUUUAUUUCAUUUCCAGCGUCUCAUUUGGAGGCUAAUAGGAUUUACACAUUCACUCUGGUACUAGAACGAGAAGAAGACAGUUCUCAAGCAAGUGUGACCAUCGAAGUUGUCGCUAAUCGCCCCCCCAUUGUCGAGAUCAGCCUGCCAAGAUCUGUUGUGUCAUCUCAGACAAUUGUCAUGGAGGGAUUCGUGUUCUCGUCUGUUCCCGUGGAGACUGUCUCCUGGGAGUCACUGGACAUUAUUGGACAAGGAAUGAUUGACGUAACAGACCAAGCUAUCGUUCAAAGUCAAGUCACCUACGAAACCCCACCUACUACUGAGACCACCUCCCUCUCCGAUUAUUCAUCCAUCCCUCUACCUACUUCCAUUGCUCUAAAUGUAACCAGUCGAGCGAAUCUCAUUCUUUCUCCAAACACCCUCACCCCUGAUCUAAGCUAUACGUUCAGGCUGACAGCUCUGACCAAUGAGGGAGCAGUGUACAGUCAGGUGACCAUCGUACCAUCAUCUCCCCCGAAACUCACACAGCUACAAGCCACCCCCACUAGCGGUGUUGCCUUGGAGACUGAAUUUACGUUGGAAGCUAUAAACAGUGUUGGUAGCCCAGACGGUAGUCCUUUCCAAUUUGCUUUCGGAAUUAUUGAAGACGAUAAUAUCGAUACGAGUGUGACUUCUGUACCUGAUCACGUGAUAAGUUGGAUAUCUGGCAUUCAAGUUUCGAGUAAGCUAUCAACUUUUCUUCCUGCAAGCAACAAUAAAUUGUUGCUACUGGUUCGGGUGUUCGAUAGAAAUGGUGGAAGCUCUGAUGCUCUGACAGAAGUAACCGUCAACCCUAACUCUGCUCUGAGCGAUGAAGCUAGCUUCACAAAUAUUAUCACAAAUCUUAAUGACGUUUUAGUAUCAACAAAAGAUUGGAACAGAGUCCUAUCCAAUUUAGUACCAGUGACUCUCGAAAUGAACUCACGAAGUGUUGUAUAUGCAAACACACGAGCGGCAAUACUGGAUCUUAUUGUGAGUGUAUUUAAUGACUAUCUUCCUCCCUCUCAAAAUAACUACCAACUUGUGAACACAGUGCUGUCUCAUCUCACAGCUAAUGGAGGCAUUAUCGACACUACCCAACAAAACAGGAUCGCCCCUAUCAUCAAAACUAUACUGCAAUGGUACGAUAGUGAAAUUCAAUUUGAGCAGACCACUGAAUCGAUUCUAACUCAAAAUGAUGGAGAGCCUUUGUACCUUCAAAACAGCUAUACAAAAGUGGCAUCGAACUUUCUAACAGAUUCUAUGGCGGAUGAUCUUCUAAAACCUCUGGCUAAUAUUUUGAGUGCAUCAUUGAAUCCGCAACUAUCAAGUGAUUAUGUGCUAAGUGUGGACCUAGUGAGCAGGCUUCUGUGUAAGGCUAAGAAUGCAGGGCAGCAAGCUAGUGUGAUCGAUAAUGGACUGUCACAACUGUAUGUUGAUAUAGCACAACCGAAUGGAGCGUUCGAUCUCUCUGGUGGCAUAGUGGACUUCCAAAAUGCCAUCAAUGAUUUAUUCGAAGCACAAACCUGUUCCACUACCAACAGACCUUGUGUCGAAACCUGUGUGUCUGGAGCAAAGUUUGGAUCUGAUUUUCUCAACCCUGGCUCAAAUGUAUUGCCUUUAGACGGUAAUUCUAGCAACUCAUUGCUAUCUCAAAUAGAAGGUUCCAAUCCUCAAAGUGUUAGUAUCUUCUCUGACAUUGUUUCCGCAUCAAUUUCAAUUCCGUCUCAGAACUCAUAUCUCCAAGUUUCAGAUUUGCCAUCUCCUAUACGGAUUUUGAUUCCAAUGCGUGCAAGUGUCCCAAGUGACUAUCGACCUCUGUGCCUGUACAGGAAUGUGGGUGGCGGAAGUGGAUUCGCGACUAACGAGUGGCGUUUGGAUAGUAUACAACCCCUCACGAUCGUAUCCUAUUCUGGUCAAGAUCACUUUGUAUGCGAAUUCGAUCAUUUGACAGAGUUUGUUAUUGGACUUCUCCCACCCCCUGUGAUAACCACACAACCUCCCAUAACCACGCCACCCCCCACCACUCCGGAACCAACCACACCUACAACCACACCUCCACCUCCUACAACCCCAGCAACUACCAUCCCUCCUCCAACUGUGCCGUCUCCAGCUGGUGCAAUUGCUGCGGUGAUUAUUGUUCUACUAGUAAUAGCAGCAGUUAUUGUGACUCUUUUAAUCGUGUUUUUUGUGUGGAGAAAGAAACAUUCCAAGAAGGUUAAAAUCAGUCCAGCUACGGACGAAACAGAUGGUGAUGAAAAGGUUAAACUAACUAAAGCUGGUCCUCUCACCCCAGAAGAAUCUAAAGUCCCGAUGCAAAUCAUUCUCUGUGCUGACAAGGGGGAAAGAAAGCUGAUCGGAAAAAUGAACGUCCUGCCGUCGAUACGCCUUCGUGAACUGAGAUACCAGCUGGCUGAUAAUUUUGAAAUGUUCAAGCAAAAACCGUUUUAUUUCUUGACCAGACAGUUGUGUGAUAUUGAGCCUGCCGCAGAACAACAACAGUUUGUGAGUCUGGUAUUCGGCGACAAGCCCAUCUUUGUGAGAGAGGUCUCCACCGAGAAUGAGUUAACAAAGAGGCACUUUUGUGUGUGUGGAAAUGCAGCUCAGUUUGAAUGCUCCAAUUGCAGCUCUCAAGGCUAUUGCAGUCCUGAGUGCCAACUAGAGAAUUGGGCGGACCAGCACCAGAGGCAAUGUGGUCGACUAAGCGAGAAGAAAAGAAGAUCAGAUGUGUUAACUGGAAUUGGAGGACCAUCUGAAAUUCAAAGACCGUUGAGACGCAUCACCCUAGCAACCUCUCCGUCAACUGGAGGUAUGGCUACAUCUCCAGUUUCACCUACUGACUGGAAAGGAUUUAUGAGUCUUGGAAAGUCGUUCAAUUCACCAGCAAGCCCUCAGGCACCAGAAAGUUUGGAUACACCCAAACCGUCCAACAGUGAAACCGCAAAACCUUUUUUGAGUCGACAAAGCACUCCUAGAGCUCCACCCACUCUUGGUCCACUAAAGAAAGUAUCUAUAUCCUCUCGUAACCUCCCUCCUCUCUCACGCUCGUCCAGUCUCCAAGGAUACUCUCAGAUUGCCUCCAGACCUUCGUAUCAAACAUCCACAUCUGUUACAAGACCCAACUUCUACAGUACUUCUGCAGGAUCUGGAGGUCCCCCACCAUCCCUACGAACCCCCGUUAGGGCUCAACCGGAUCUAUUUACGAGGGCAAACCCCCAGCAGGCUUCACUCCGUCCACCACCUCCUGCACGUAGGAUCUCCAUCACCUCAGUCGGCUCAGAAGAACUGGGGUACUCUAUGAGCAUGUCACGUGACGUACGACAUGAGCCAUUGCUGGAAUCAGACGAGGACGAUUAUGAGAGCUCAAGCGAUGGAAGCAAUAUUUCUCCAUUACCACAAAUUCUUAAUCCUCCGACUAGCAGCCACACACCCCAAAUACAGUCAAGUAUACCUCCUCUUGAGACACAACCCUCAUCCCAUGAAACUAAUGCACAUGUGGGAGAUACGCAGCCCUUUCAAACAACCCCUGCAAGCACCCCCACAGAAUCUAAAGCUCUGGAAAAAUUGUCGGAAGUUUUAGCUCACGAUACAAGUAUGUCCGAAGCAACUAAAGAAAGCAACUAAAGAAAUUGCUGCCUUGUCAGAAUAAACAUUCAGUGUGUUUUAAUUAACCAUUAAUUGUUAGAUACAGCUAGUUUUCAAUGUUUUAAUUAAUUAUUAUUAUUCAUGACUUUAAAUUAUUGCUAACGUG
This is a messenger RNA of Halichondria panicea, 21767 nucleotides long. RefSeq lists its product as uncharacterized. The record is from RefSeq and is a predicted model, not a curated record. Gene Ontology annotation, cellular component: plasma membrane; catenin complex. Lineage: Eukaryota; Metazoa; Porifera; Demospongiae; Suberitida; Halichondriidae. The transcript has 7 exons. Gene Ontology annotation, molecular function: calcium ion binding; cadherin binding. The coding region runs from base 185 to 21640 and encodes 7151 amino acids. Gene Ontology annotation, biological process: homophilic cell-cell adhesion.